Molecule: messenger RNA, 1389 nt
Organism: Pseudonaja textilis
Lineage: Eukaryota; Metazoa; Chordata; Lepidosauria; Squamata; Elapidae
Source: RefSeq, a predicted model, not a curated record
AUGACCACACCUGCUAUGAUUUCCCAAGAGGCAAAAACUGAUGUGAAACAGGUUUCUGUGGCUACAGUUCCUAGUAGUUCCAUGCCUCAUAACACACCAGAUACAACUGCAAAAGAAGUUCCCACUACUGAACAGAUCCUGGAUUUGGCAACUUCAUCUAGUAUAACAAAGGAAGAUGCUUUUGAUGAUAACCUUCCUGUUUCAACCUUCUUUGAGGGCAGUGCUAUGGAAGAAGGCUCUGAAUUCCUAAUGGUCCAGGAAGGUUCAAAAAUCUUCACAACGUCAGAUUACCAAUCCAUGAUCACUGGGGACACUAAAAUGACGCAGAUUAAUAAUAUUUCACAGUGUGUCUGUCCAGCAAUACCUGGUCCGCCUGGUCCAAAGGGACCAAAAGGUGACCAGGGUCCCCCAGGACAAAAAGGACUAACUGGAAAAAUUGGACCAACUGGCAAACCUGGCAAUCCUGGCCUUCCAGGACCUCAGGGACCACCAGGACCAGUAGGUCCCCCAGGGCCACCAGGUUCAACUCUUCCUAAAGUAAUAGACUUCACUGAUACCAAGGAUGGAAAAGACAAGAGAGUCACUUUUGUAGGAGGGCCUCCUGGUCCACCAGGUAUAUCUGGUCAACCAGGGCAUCCAGGACCCCAAGGAUACCCAGGACCUGAAGGCCCUCAAGGUGCCCCUGGCCUCCCAGGACAUGAAGGCCAGCAGGGGGCUCCAGGGCUUCCAGGGGCUCCAGGCCAACCUGGUCCUCCAGGAGCCACAGGAGCAACAGGUAUUCCAGGGCCAGUGGGGUCAGAGGGCCCUCCAGGAAUCACCGGCCCUGAAGGUCAUGCAGGAAUUCCAGGCCAGAUUGGGUCACCAGGAUUACCAGGCUUCCCUGGACCAGAAGGUCCUCCAGGAAUAAAUGGAUCUCCCGGAAAGAAUGGACCAAAGGGGGAGAAAGGAGACCGUGGUGAGCCUGGGUUGCCAGGCAAACCAGGACAGACUGGAGAAAAGGGAGCUCAGGGUCCACCUGGGCCUGCAGGUCCUCCUGGCUUACCUGGUGAUAAUGAAUAUAAUUCUAAAGCCUGUGUUCAAGGCCCUCCUGGUCCUAAGGGUGAAAAAGGAGAACCAGGAAAAAUGGAAUGUAGCACAUGUGGCAAGGAUGCAAGAAAUGACAUUGAUUCUUGGGUAGCUUUCAUCUACCAAAAGGGACGUCCAGGCCUCCCAGGAAACCCUGGCCCUCCAGGCCCUCCAGGCCCACCGGGUGCACUUUAUAUAAAUAGAGUAUACCCUGUCCGACCCAGGCCACAUUGCAAGCAGCCGGUGAACCAGGAUCCAUGUUUUGAUUCAGAUAUAGAACCAAUUAUGAAGGAUUCCCCUGACAAAAGCCAGAAUGGAUAUAAG